AUGAAGAUGAAAUGCUCCGGCGGGCGGCCUUGUAUGACCUGUACAAGAUAUAGACAUACGUGCAUCUACAGUGCUCCCAACCGCAUCGGUCGACCUAAGGGUUCCAAAAACAAGACAGUCAGCCCCCCUUCGACGACCGAUUCCUCGUCUUGUGCCGAGAUAUCCCAAGACAGCGAACUGUCCGAGGCAUGGAACUGGAAUCUGCCACAGUCACCAUUACUGACGGGUGGAAAUUUCGAGAUUCCGACAACGACUCGUCCCGAUGAGUUCAGUUUCAGAUCACCUUUAGCGAUCCUAUCGGAUCAAGACCUUCAUACCAAUUUGUCUUCGAGCGCACCUGCUUGUCUGGCACGGACCUACUUGGUUGAAUCUGGGGGUACCUCGUCUUCUGCCGCUCCAGCGUUCUCAGAAGAAGAGUUUUCGUCAUUCCCUGCGCCUCUCUCAUCGUACCCGCUCCUACAGCCUCAGUCCGAUGCUCCAGGAGUAAGGGCCAACGCCAGUAUUCCCUGCCACAAGUGCAACUGCGUGGGCGUGCAGGCCGAAUCUCUGUCGAGUCUUCGAAAACGGGAAGCUGAGCCCUGUCCGAUUGCAUUCCCGAUCGUCCUUGAAGCGACACAGGAUAUCCGGAUCAGAUGGGACGCGCUGCUCGGGUGCUCGCUCUGUCGCAUGGACGGAGAUCACGUCGCACUCUUACUGCUGGCGAUGAGUCUGCGGCUGGUGCUGCGCUGGCUGCAGCUGGUCAUCUACGAUCGCGUGUCCUUAUCCCACGAGCCUCCCACUCCUACUACACAUAACACGCCUCAGCACUCCCGCCGCUCGAGCCUCUUGGCCAUUGACGAGGUGCUCUCUCCCAGCUUACACGGAGACAAGAGCCGUUCGGCGAGAAUAUCCGCUGGCGCCGAUCGCAUUCGAAUAGGGAGCUACGAGCUGCCUGACGAAGAGAACAAGUUUGUGAUGGACAUGCUCACUAGCCGUACGCUUGCGCGGCUGAGGCAGACCCAGAUCGGCAUCACGACGUACUUCCAGCAAUUCCAGGGUGGCGUAAACUGUUCUAUGACGGGCCAGAAGAAGUCCAUCAAUCUCGUGCUGGAUCAUUUGAAACACUCCAUCCAGACGACGGAGCAAUUGGUGCAGAAGGUUGCGCACUAGAUGUACAGCCUCAUCGUGCCAUAUUGUUCUGCGAAUGUGGUCCUGAUGCCUGAAACAUUUUACGUUCUGACUCGAUCAUUCUUUGGCCAAGUCUUUUCUGGUGCGGAU
Messenger RNA from Aspergillus brunneoviolaceus CBS 621.78, 1257 nucleotides. RefSeq lists its product as uncharacterized. Gene Ontology annotation, molecular function: DNA-binding transcription factor activity, RNA polymerase II-specific; zinc ion binding. NCBI's taxonomy places the organism in Eukaryota, Fungi, Ascomycota, Eurotiomycetes, Eurotiales, Aspergillaceae. Gene Ontology annotation, biological process: regulation of DNA-templated transcription. The record is from RefSeq and is a predicted model, not a curated record. The transcript has 3 exons. The coding region runs from base 1 to 1149 and encodes 382 amino acids.